This is a messenger RNA of Rubroshorea leprosula, 993 nucleotides long. NCBI's taxonomy places the organism in Eukaryota, Viridiplantae, Streptophyta, Magnoliopsida, Malvales, Dipterocarpaceae. The record is from the annotation of a GenBank genome assembly.
AAUGGGGCAAGAAAACUGAAGAGCUUAGGAAAAAUCUCGGAUCGGAAUGGCUCGAGGGAAGAUCCAGAUCAAGCUCAUUGAGAACUCCACGAACCGCCAGGUUACCUAUUCUAAGCGUCGGAACGGUCUGUUCAAGAAGGCAAGCGAGCUGACCGUUCUCUGCGAUGCUAAGGUCUCGAUUAUCAUGAUUUCCAGCACGGGAAAGCUCCAUGAGUACAUCAGUCCCACCGUCACGACAAAGGAGUUAUUUGAUCAGUACCAGAAGACGACGGGGAAGGAUCUCUGGAGCACUCACUAUAAGGCUAUGGAAGAGCAAUUGGAGAAAGUGAAAGAGGUGAACAGGAAGCUGAGGAGGGAAAUAAGGCAGACGAUGGGUGAAAGCUUGAAUGAUCUUGAAUUAGAGGAUGUUCUUCAUCUGGUGGAAGAUUGCGAGGCUUCUUUGAAGCUUAUUCGUGAUCGAAAGAUUAAGGUGAUUAGCAAUCAGAUUGAAACUUCCAAGAAAAAAGUAAGGAAUGUGGAAGACAUACACAAAAAACUCUUACAUGAGCUUGAAUUAAGAGGAGAAGAUCCACAGUAUGGGCUAGUUGAUGAUGGAGGGGAUUAUGACAUUAUUGGAUACCACAAUGAAGGUCCUCGCAUAUUUGCUUUUCAUCUGCAGCCUAACCAACAGUGUCUUCACAAUGGAGCAGGGUCAGACCUGACAACCUAUCACCUGCUUGAGUAGUAGCAUCUUACAGGAUCCUUAGACAAAUAUUCCACUUAUUUUCAUGAAUAAAAAUGUAUUUGUCGUAAUAUUCUUAGAAACACACGCAUGUAUGUCUAGGUUUUACUUUCUCUAGCUUUGACCUUUCAGGUUUCAUUACUGCUUUCCCUAUCCGUGGAGAACUUGAAGUCUUCUUAAUUAGUUUCCUUUAUUAAUGGUAUUAUUAUGUCCAAGUAAGAUUUUAAUGCAGAUAUAGUUGCUUCUAUUCAUAACCCAUGGCUUGCACUCAA